CUGGCUUCUUCGUCACCUUUACUGUCAUGUCCCACGGUCGGUCGGUAACCAUUUUUCCCCCUUCCCUUUCCUUUUCUUUCCAACCUCACAAUCCCUUUGAAACCAAGUGGCCAAAAUCUGAUCAUUCCACUUUCUUUUAUCUCUUCCCCUUACCUUCAUCGCAGAAUAUCCACCGGAUAGAGAGAACACAAAUCGAAGAAAAACGAAGGAAAAAAUAAAAAUAAAGAGAGCGAAAGGGAAACGAAAACAUCACCAUCGCCAUCAUCAACAUCAAACAUCAUUCUCUCUUACAGUACUCCACUCAGUCACUCACUCAGUAACCCCCGCUUCUCUCUCUCUCUGUGCUAGCUGUUUCUGGGUGGAUGCUAGCUGGGAAUUGAAUCAAACUCACAGAGAAGAACCCUAGAAAAAUUAAUGGCUGUUCUAAUCCACAUUACCCAUAUCGCCCCUUUAACUCUGCUCUUUGUGCUGCUCCUCAUAUACCACGCACCUCUACCCAUCCUCGCCAUGAACAUUACCACCCUGCUCUCUUCCUUCCCGGAGCUAUCCUCCUUCGCAUCUCUCAUCUCCUCUACCAAUAUCUCGUCCGAUCUCGCCCACCGUGCCUCUGUAACUCUUCUCGCCGUCCCCAACCCUUAUGUAUCGUCGUCUGACGUCCUCACGCGCCGUCUCUCUUCCACCUCCCUCGCCGACGUUCUUCGCUACAACGUCCUUCUCCAGUACUUCUCCUGGUCUGACCUCCAGAAGAUUCCUCCUUCCGGCAUCCUCAUCACCACCCUCUUCCAGACCACUGGCCGAGCCACCAGCAACUACGGCUCCGUCAACAUUACCCGCAACCCUACCAGCGGCGUUGUUUCGAUCCACUCACUGGAGCCUUACUCCCCUUCAAACGCCACCGUUCUCUCCCUCGUCAAAACCCUUCCCUAUAAUGUCACCAUCUUGGCCGUCAAUUCCCUCCUCGUCCCCUCCAACUUUGAUCUCAUGGCUUCCGAGACCCGCCCGACCCUGGGGCUGAACAUCACCAAGGCCUUGAUCGACGGGCACAACUUCAACGUCGCGGCAUCGAUGCUGUUGGCCUCUGGCGUGGUGGAAGAGUUCGAGGCCGACGAGGGCGGGGCUGGAAUAACGCUCUUCGUCCCUGUCGACACAGCUUUCGCCGAUCUUCCGGCCACCGUGAGGCUUCAGUCUCUCCCAGCAGAUAAGAAAGCGGUGGUCUUGAAGUUCCACGUGCUCCACUCCUACUAUCCACUGGGUUCUCUGGAGUCAAUUGUGAACCCGGUCCAACCCACAUUGGCAACAGAGGCCACGGGGGCCGGGAGCUUCACCCUCAACAUUUCUAGGAUUAAUGGGUCUGUCGCGAUCGAUACUGGAAUCGUUCAGGCUUCGGUGACUCAGACCGUAUUCGAUCAGAACCCUGUGGCAAUCUUCGGUGUCUCGGAAGUGCUAUUGCCGAGGGAGAUCUUUAGUAAUGGUCCUAUAGGUAAUGUCAAGCCUGGAAACACCGUAAUGUCCGGUGCUCAACCGCCCAAUAACGGUCUCUCGCCAAAGAACUCUCCGGGACUGAAUAAUCCGCCCUCACAUCUGUCGUCUCCACCAGGUUUCCGUGAAGAUAUCACAUCAGGAGCAGCCACCGGUAAUGGUGCUGACCUACGGAGCUUGGUAGUCGCUCUGUGCUGUAUAGCAUUUCUGGACGUUUGACUGCUAAUUUGCAUUUAUCCGCUACUUUUCCGUUCUACUUUCAUGCAGUAACCGAUAAAAAAGAUCGUAACUGGUGAGAAAUAAGUGUUCAACCCCUUAAAAGCAGUCAAGAGAUGGGGUUUCAACGCGUUUGACCCCAGAUGCAGGAAAUUCUGCAGCUUUCUCGGAAGAGUGAAGAAAGUUAUGAUAAAGCAUCCUUUGCCAUAGUGGUUUGAUUCAAUUCGAUUUGAGUGUGGUUUAUAAGAUUAGGGCUCCUUUUUCUCUGUGGGAAAGAGAGAGAAACGAAGACAAUGGGUUUCGAGUUUUAUGAGAGAUUGAAGUUAUCGAAGGCCAAACACAGCCUGCAGUUCCGAGGCUGUCGCGUUGCAUUAAUCCAUGCCUCAGUUGCUGUCACGAACCAAACCACUUGGCUUGAACUGUACGAGUCUCGUCAAUAUCACAAGAAGUGGUAGGCACUUUUGUCAAUAUGAAUAGGGCAAUCCAUGGAUUCCCUUUGGACGGUAAUGGGCAAUGCAAUUUGCUUUGCUAAAUUUUUUUUUUUAAUUAAUUAAUUGAUGGUGGGGUAAAGUAAUUAGUGAAGGGAAAACGGGUGACAGAUGGCAUGCACCUCCUGUGGGCCCACAAAUGGACGGUCUUGAUCCAGGACAAGUUCGAAAGCCGCAGUUCUUUCCGCGCACCGAUGCUUAUUGGACUGUCACACCCACAAGACAGUGUACGAUCAGAUCUACUGUUUUGAGUACUCGGAUCAGAUGCAUGCCACCCCGUUGGGUUGUCUUUCCAUUUGUUUAGAUUUCACCAGAGCAAGCGUGGGUCCCGGACCCAGCAGCUUUGAAAAUUGAAACCCUCUUUGGUACCAAAAGUUGGAGAGAGUUGAUCGGUAAAGCCAGAUUAGGCGGAUGAUAAGAUCUUCCUUUCAUCUUUUUCAAAUAGAAGUAGUGAAGGAUCUUUCUUUUGUUUUUCCUCCUUAUGAGUUACUAACUUACUAAGGAUAGAAGUUACAAUAGUGGGGGUUGAAAAUUGAAAAGAGUGGCGCUUGGAGCCGGUCGGAUGUCAAACGUUGAUUUACAUCAGUAAUUAAACACGUGCCACGUGCAGAUUUCAGCUACAUUGAGAAUAGGUGAACAUGCAGGUGAUCAAAAUUUCACGGCUAAAGAUUUCUGAAAAUUUCAAAGCAGAUCAAAAGUUUGUAUUGAGCAACGUUAAAGUUAUAAGGGAAGCAUGCGUGGAUCCUGCCCAGACCAAAAUAGAACAUGUCUAGUCUAAAAUCAAGUCAAAUAUUCUCUCAUUUAUUUCUAGAUUGGGAGUUGUUUCUAAGUUUAAUUUCUAUAGCUGUAUAAUGUAAUAGUAGCAUAGAAUUAGCCUUAAUAUGUAUAUGUUUCCUAAAUUACUCUCUUGAUCACUCUGUAUAUAUAGAACGGAAAUUCUAUCAAUAAAGUGUGGGAAAAUUCUUCAUUGAAA
Molecule: messenger RNA, 3156 nt
Organism: Carya illinoinensis
Lineage: Eukaryota; Viridiplantae; Streptophyta; Magnoliopsida; Fagales; Juglandaceae
Product: fasciclin-like arabinogalactan protein 4
Exons: 2
Coding region: 415-1698 (427 amino acids)
Biological process (GO): multidimensional cell growth; mucilage biosynthetic process involved in seed coat development; abscisic acid-activated signaling pathway
Cellular component (GO): plasma membrane
Source: RefSeq, a predicted model, not a curated record